Messenger RNA from Hydractinia symbiolongicarpus, 2231 nucleotides. RefSeq lists its product as uncharacterized. Gene Ontology annotation, molecular function: ubiquitin protein ligase activity. The transcript has 8 exons. Lineage: Eukaryota; Metazoa; Cnidaria; Hydrozoa; Anthoathecata; Hydractiniidae. Gene Ontology annotation, biological process: protein ubiquitination. The record is from RefSeq and is a predicted model, not a curated record. Bases 592 to 1251 code for a protein of 219 amino acids.
AUCUCGCAAUUAAUAUUUUUAGAAGAGAUUAGCUGAUUUAUAUUUCAUUAAAAGACGAUGCUUUUCGUAGGAAUUGGAUGCGUAUCACUUCUGUGGUGUGAUUGUGCUUAUUUUCUCUCUUUUUUAAGUUGAACUUUUUUAACAUUUAUUGUGUUUCUUUGUAUUGGAUUUAUUUUAAAACAGACACAAUGUGCUGCAUUUGCCCACAAUUAUACCUUUUUAUUGCAAUGUUCUUACUUUUAAUUUAAUUUCAUAUAUCCAAUUUCUGUUCGUUAUUCCUUUUCUAGUUUAACGAAAAUACUCCUUCGUUAUGGUUUAUUAACAUUUCGGCAUUUAAAAACAAAAGCAUUUCAUGACAGUAUUUUAACAGUCCUGUUUACCGGAUUUAAAUUGUGAAAGUUACUGUGUGGUUAUUAAGACCAUCAUCUGUAUUUUUUUACAACCCAGUGCUAUUAAGACUCACCAAGUGCCUUGAAUAUUAAAAAAGCGUAUAGAGCUAAGGGUAGGUGUUCAUAUCCAUUGAAUAUAUCAUUUUUUUUUAAAUAAUCAAAUUUAGAAUAAUCAAUUUUAGAAAAUUUAAUUUAAAACAAGAUGGACUGCAUUAUUUGCUUAGAUGUGUACAAGAAACCAAAGCAACUAAAAUGUGGACAUUCUUUUUGUCAAAACUGUUUAGAUGCUAUUUUGGUACGCAAAGAAGAUAAAACUGCUGAAAUAAAUUGUCCAUUGAGAUGCACCAAAAAAACAUUAAUUGAUCAAGGUGAAACAGCAUCGUCUUUAGCAAGUAAUUUUGCUCUAAUUUAUGCUGUGGAUCAGAUGAUGGCAAAGAAAGGACCUUGCAAUAGAGAAUCGAAAGAAAAUUUCGCGGUAAAAUGCAAUGGUGGCAAUGCCCAAAAUCUUCAAAAGACCACAAAAGAAUUAUCUGAUGAAGAACUUUUGCCAAUGUUUGUUUAUCAACGCUCUUUAAACAGAGAGACCUCUUCAAGGUUGUUGGAAGGGAAAGAAGCUGGUACAUUUCUGAUACGUUUUGGACGUAGUGGGGAAGAUGUUAUAAGCUUUGUAGAAUGUACAGGUGCAAUUAGACAUUGUAAAAUUGUGGAAGAGUAUGAAAAUGGAUUAUACUACAUAUGCCCUGGAGAACCCAAAUUUCAAUGUAUCAUUGAUCUUGUCCGACAUUACCAUGAAAAAAAUUUACUUAGAAAGCCGUUUAGAUUUAAAGAGUGUGAGUGGCGUAAAAAAAAAUCGACAAAUUAAUUUAAUCAGAUGGAGCUGUAGAGACAAAAGAGAAACACAAAUUGAAUGUUGAUGUAGGUUAUCUCAAUCGCGAUUAGCUAAAAUAGAAGGCAUAUAUAUAUAUAAAGUACAGUCAACUUUCCAAUUAGCCUAUUUUAACCUCAUGAAUAAAAAAGUAGUUGGACAUAUGCCACUUAACUUCGCAAGGCAGUUUGUAAUUCUUACAACUCCCCAAAUCCACAGCACGCUGCAGUGUUACUGGAAAGCGUGUAAACAGAGGGGCAGGAUAUGGACUGAAAAUUUUUGUACAUACACGCUCCGAGGACCACAGAAGGCAAUCGAGUGGGUGAAGAGGGCCAUAGGGUGAGAACUCAAAUUAAAAAAUGAUAUAAAAAGAAGUGUUUAAAAUGACGUAAAUUCUCUUUGCUUUUUUUUCGUUGUUUUCCUUUGUUUGUUUUUUACCCUAUCCGCUAAUUAGAAAGAGACUCUAGGGGGAAGUUCACUUCCUGAAAAUAAAAUUGUACGCUAAUUAGAUUGUCUGCUUAUUGACAGUCCACUAUUUGGAAAGUUUCGUGUGAAGUUUUGACCGUGGUUUUACCCAUGCAAAGAAAUUUGUCCGUCAAUUGGAGGUGUCCGCUAAUUGGAGUGAUCGCUAAUCGGAGAGUUGACUGUAUCUCAUAUCUUACAUGUAAAAUAUGAUCACGUAUAAUUAUUAGGAAUCUGGGUAGCAGAAGAUAAAACAUACGUUUUAAUUAUUGCAAGUUAUUUAUGUAAGAAAUUUGAAGUCUUGGGACAUUCGUGUUACUUCUAAGAAUAUUCUUAAUAUACUCUUCCAAAAUAAAAUGUCUGUCAAUAUGUCAAUUAGUGAAAAAGAUGAUGUAAUUUCUUCCAAACCUUGUGUCUUCCUCUGGCUUGUUCAUGCUCGCUACAUCACAGUACCAAUCAUUCACAACAAUGAAGAGAGUAGUCUGCGUUUUGAGAAAAAGAUAACUUGUUUUAAA